UCCAAUUCACUAAAUGUUCUAUUCAACUAUUGUUUUUAAACAACUAAUGAAUCUUUUCUCUCUGGUUCUCUUGUGCAAGUGAGGUAUUUUUUCUAUACAAACCUUAAUGUAUAAUUGUCCUGUCUCUCCUUUAUCUUUCUUUGUGAUCCACCUUCGCAGACACUGGUUACUUUGUGAGUUGAGGGGAAGGGGGCAUGCAUGUAUGCGUGAAAAGAAUAGCUAUCAGCUCAGCUAUUCCUUAGUGCAAUUCUUUACCUUGUAAGCUGUAUUUCAGAGGCUGUCAUCCAAUUCAAGAAAACUAGAAGUCUUUUCAGCACUGAUGCAGCAGAGGUUCAUUUAUUUAAUAGUAAGUUGACAUUUCUUCUCCUAGCACCACAAAAAUAAAUGAAUAAAUAAACGUCUCUUUGUACUGUGAGUGCCAGAGAGCCACCAGUAAGACAAGCAUCCUGCCGUUAGCCCAGACUUAUUCGGGCAGAAACUGCUAAACUUCAAAUAAGUCAGCUACUCAGUCUGCAGAUAUGACAUUUGAUUUGCUGAUUCAGAACUUCAAUAUCAUAUCUACUACCUUGGUUGGGUUUCAUUGCUGUAAAGAGACACCAUGACCACAGCAGCAACUCUUAUAAAUAAAAAUCAUAUGAUUGGGGUGUCUUACAUUUUCAGAGGUUUAGACCAUUUUAUCAUCAUGGUGCAACAUGCUGGUGUCCAGGCAGACACAGUGCUGGAGGAGGAGCUGAGAGUCCUGUACGUUGACUAACAGGCAAUAGUAAGUAGUUCGAGACACUGGGCAUAGCAUGAACGUAUAUGAGACCUCAAAACCCACUUGCACACUGUUAGGCUUCCUCCAACAAGGCCAUACCCACCCUAACAAAGCCAUUGCUCCUAAUAGUGCCACUCCCUUUGGGGGCCAUUUUCUUUUAAACCAUCACAUCAACAAUCUUAUUUUCUGUAGUUCUGAGUCUGAUUUAGUGUCAAAAUGCCCCCUAAUCUGAGAGUGUUAUAUGGCAAGUCCCAUGUUGCAAUAUAAGACAGGAGAGAUGUUAGUGUCCUAAAGUCAAGCCUUCUUGUUACAUUGGGAUUACUUUAUGGUGAAUAUCAUAAAAGUCACCAUUCAACAGAAGUGUAUUGUGCACUAUAUUAGUCAGGGUUCUCCCAUGUUCUAGACUUGCUGUUUCCCCCAAGAAUGAUCUUAAAUUGAAAAGAUGGAGACGUAAAAGAAUUGUUGAUGUGUACUCCAAUAGAGAAUCAAAAAUAUAAAAUUAACUAUUAGAGAAAUGCUCCCAAAGCAGCCUCUUUUCUUUGUGGGGAGAUGUCUCCAUUAGGGGAUAUCUAACCUGAGUCUUAUAGGUUAACAAGAAGGUACGAUACACUACCUUUAUUCGCUGACUACCUUCUAUGUGCCAGAUACUAUAAUAGACACUAUAGACACAGCAGUAAAAAGCAUACAGUGGACACAUAGAUAAAUAUUUACUAGAUAGCAGUACAUGCCAAGGCCAAAAUAAAAUAGGUGAGAAGGGAGAACAGGGUAGCAAGGGUGAUCAGGGACAUUGUUUUCUAGUGAGAAUAUGUGAGGAGACUCCUAAACAGUAAUGAGACUAAGAAGCAGAAUAAUCAUUUCAGGCAGGUGGAAGAACAUGAACAAGGGCUCACAGGGUACAAACAAACUUUAGGGGAAAAGAGCAGGUUUUCUUCUUGACCGAUGAGGUAAGACUGUGAUGAAUGGUCCCUGAAUGAGUAGAUGAAUGAAUGAAGUAGUGUAAAGUUCUGUGAACCGUCCUCAUUGCCAGCUGAGAGAAGAGGGGCUGGCUUUGGAGCUCUUUGAAGACCAAAGUGAUGUCAUUAGGUUUUCUUUGGUUAUUUCAGAUUUGGAUUGGUUUGAGUUUGCUUUUAAAAGGUUAUAUAUAGCAACAGUAUGAAAGAUGAACCUGAAAGAAAAGCAGAAGAAACCUACUACAAGCCAGUUCUUAUUGUAGUGCCUGUGAAAAAUCACAGAUACAGAAAGUUGUGCUGUUUCCAGAGGCUUGCUAGCCACUUUCUGAUGCCUUUCUGAUAGCAGAAAGUUGAAGAACAACUCUCAAGUUUACACUUGGGUGUCUGACUUAUGAUCAUGUGGCCUCUGGAGGAGAAGCAUGAAAUAAUGAAUUUGGACCAGCAGAAACACAGAUGUGAAAGUCAGGAAACAAGUCAAGGAAAAGUUGGCUAAUACCCCCAUAUACACUUUUAAAGGAAGAACAGAAAGAAAUACUUAUUCUUGCCAGGCCCUGCAGAGAACAUUAGUAGAAUGUGGAUUCUUACAAUGCUAUUGGGUUUGAUACUGGGAAGGCUAUCAGUGACCUCAAGAAGGCCAAUUUCGGUAGACAUGGUAGAGACAGAGCUGAAUUGGAGGGCCUGAGGCUGAGGUCUUCUAAGCAAAGUUGUUGUUGUUCUUCCUCCUCCUCCUCCUCCUCCUCCUCCUCCUCUUCUUUUUCUUCCUUUUCUUUUUCCUCUUCCUCUUUUUCUUCCUCUUCUUCCUCUUCCUCUUUUUCUUUCUCACUCUUCUCCACUUCAUCUUCCCCCUUAUUCUUCCGAAGUUUUGGACCUAUUAGAUUUCUCUUCUCCUUCCUUCCUUUCUUUCUUCCUUUCUUUCUUUCUUUCUUUCUUUCUUUCUUUCUUUCUUUCUUUCUUUCUUUCUUUCUUUCUUUUCUCCACUUGGGGCCUAGAGCUGAAUGCCUAAGCCAGGAGCAUGGUAGAAAGAUAGAGAUCUUUGUAGCUCUGGUAGGAAAGAGGCCAGGUACAGAAGUACCUGAUGCUGAUGAGCCAGAUCGGACAAGGAGUGAUCUCAGUGGCCAGCUGCAGGUCAUGUAAGCCCAGAAACCUGUCUCUAGGGGGAAAAAUAUGACAGACUUUUUUUUUUUUUAUCUAUUUGAGUGAGGAAGCUUAGAAUGUGAAGCUGAGUAGGAGUGCACGUUUGCAAGAGUGCUGGGAGAAACAUUGAUUUCCUCCAGAAAUUCUGCUAGUGCAGGAGUGGGGUGUGGCGGCACAGUGUGAGCUAAGUCUACAAUCUGAGGCAGGAAACUGACCCUAGUUAGAAAGUGAAGCUUGUGUGACUAAAUGUUUUCAGGAUAUGCAGAGGAGGGACUUUGACAUAAAAGAUAGUAGAGAUGGAGUACUAAUGAAUGAACAGAUACUGUCAGCAAGACCUGACAUAUAGGAGGUGGCUAAUUAGUAUUUGUGAAGCCAAGAUGGUGGUUUGGAAGGCGUGAGAAGAAAGGGACGUCUGAUUUUCUGGUAGCUCAAGGUCAAUGCUUGGGUCCCAUUCAAGGAUAGGAUCCAGGUAGAGACCGAGGACCUGACUGCAUAGAGGAGCAAAACUUCAGAUUUGUCUAAGUUAGGAGUUAAAAGCAACGGUCAGGACAAAAGACUGUGUUUUCAGCCCUGAGAACUCAGUAAGCUACCAGUCUCCAAGCCUUGGAUCCUGAACACUUUGAUCUAGUCACUUGCUUGCAUUGCUGUCCCCGCCCACUGGGGGCGGGGCUCGAGGGCGAGCUUGGUGGCUGUUCAGAAGCCUCGAGAGCCAUCAGUUCCUACCAGACUUUUUCUGUGGGUGCUGUCCACCCUAUGGCCGCCCUCAAGUCUUUAAACGUUUACCCUCUUCCAGGCAAUAGUGGUGGCGGCCUGGAAGGGCCAGUUCCCAUGCGAGUUAACACCCCAACCUGGUUGAGCAGCCAAGCAGCCACAGGCAGGUUAAUGGUGCGGCCACCAGUCAUAUGUCCAGGCCGUGAGGUGUGUGGAGUGUCUCUGGGUCCCUCACCUUAUGAAUUCCGAGGUGAGAGAGCACCCUGUGGAGCUGGUGAAGCCAGGGCCUGGUCCCAGAAUUCCUCGGAGGAUGCCUGCCCAGGACCCUACAUCGCCCUGAGGUACAUGCCAAAUUUGGCACUGCCAGAGGACGUUUCAGCUAUUCAGAAGGAGAUGGAACAACUGGCCAAGGAGCUGAGACAGAAGAGGAUGACCCUGGGGUACUCACAGGCCGAUGUGGGCUUUGCUGUAGGAGCUAUGUUUGGGAAGGUUCUCAGUCAGACGACCAUAUGCCGCUUCGAGGCCCAGCAGCUCAGCCUUGCCAACAUGUGGAAGCUGCGACCCCUGCUGAAAAUGUGGCUAGAGGAAGUAGAUGAGAAGAACCUUCUGGGCAUAUGCAGAAUGGAGAUGAUCCUGCAGCAGGCCCGGAAGCGGAGACGUGCUAGCAGAGAGAGGCGCAUUGGGAGCAGUCUGGAGAAACUGUUCUUGCAGUGUCCAGAGCCCACACCUCAACAAAUCAACUAUAUUGCUGGGCGCCUCCGGCUCCAGAAGGAUCUGGUCCAAGUUUGGUUUUCUAACCGGAGCCAGAUGGGCAGUUGGCCAACCAGUGAUACCUCCCAGAGGGAGAAUGUGGGGGCAACUGGGCCUCCCUUCCCAGGGCCACCAGUGUGCUUUCCCUUGGCACCGGGGUUCCACUUUGAUUUCCCCCACUAUGGGGGGUCAUGUCUUACACCCCUCUGCUCUUCUGCCCCAUUUCCUGUGCGAGGAGCCCUUCUGUCUGCCCGAGCCACCACUCUGAGCCUCCCCAGGCUGUCAAGCUGA
Messenger RNA from Alexandromys fortis (reed vole), 4593 nucleotides. It is a transcript of the gene Pou5f2, whose product is annotated as POU domain class 5, transcription factor 2. The record is from RefSeq and is a predicted model, not a curated record. The transcript has a single exon. Gene Ontology annotation, biological process: regulation of transcription by RNA polymerase II. Bases 3595 to 4593 code for a protein of 332 amino acids. Lineage: Eukaryota; Metazoa; Chordata; Mammalia; Rodentia; Cricetidae. Gene Ontology annotation, molecular function: DNA-binding transcription factor activity, RNA polymerase II-specific; RNA polymerase II cis-regulatory region sequence-specific DNA binding.